UCGCCUGCUCCGCCGCGCCACCAUGUCCCAUCACUGGGGGUACGCCGCCCACAACGGACCUCAGCACUGGCAUAAGGACUUCCCCAUUGCUAACGGAGAGCGUCAGUCUCCCGUCGACAUUAGCAGCAGCGUAGUCAAGUAUGAUUCUGCCCUGAAGCCUCUGCGCCUUUGCUAUGACCAGCCGACUUCCCUAAGGAUCAUCAACAAUGGUCACUCUUUCAACGUGGAGUUUGAUGACUCCCAGGACAAAGCAGUACUGAAAGACGGACCCCUGGAUGGCACGUAUAGGUUGGUUCAGUUUCACUUCCACUGGGGCUCAUCUGACGAGCAAGGCUCUGAACAUACUGUGGAUAAAGUGAAAUAUGCCGCAGAGCUGCACUUGGUGCACUGGAACACCAAAUACAAGGAUUUUGGAAAAGCUGCACAACAACCUGAUGGAUUGGCUGUUCUGGGCAUUUUUUUAAAGAUUGGCAGUGCUAAACCAGGCCUUCAGACAGUCCUUGAUGUGCUGGAUUCCAUUAAAACAAAGGGUAAGAGCGCUGCAUUCCCUAACUUUGAUCCUCAUGUCCUCCUUCCUGAGAGCUUGGACUACUGGACUUACCCGGGCUCGCUGACCACACCUCCUCUAUUGGAAAGUGUGACCUGGAUUGUACUCAAGGAGCCCAUCUGUGUGAGCAGUGAGCAGAUGUCAAAGUUCCGUAAGCUUAACUUCAAUGCAGAAGGUGAACCUCAAGAGCUCAUGGUGGACAACUGGCGCCCGGCUCAGCCCCUGAAGGCCAGGCAGAUCAGAGCCUCCUUCAAAUAAGAUGGGCCCCAGCGUCGGCAUACACAUGAGGAAUCUGUGGAUGUCUUCCUGUAGCUAAGCACAAGCAUACCUUGGUGAUUUGGACCCCAGCUGCUUUUCUAGAUCCUUCAUCUCUCACCUGAUGUGCUUACUAAUAAAUUGUGAGGAGCAAUGUGCUGGGAUGGGCUGGAGCGUGGCCUGUGGCAUAGCCUUUCUGCAGUAGGAAUCGAACACAAAGGGUAGGAAUAAAGCACCUCAGUGAUUCACAGCACAUAGGCUAGUGAGCACUCAGUACUGUUCACUGAAAUGCUGUUUUUAAAACAUAGCAGAGUAGGAUGGUUCAGCUCAAAUCCAUGUCUUGAGACAAAUUGAGCUAACUGAGGCAAAUCAGAUAAAAUAUUUUACGUAAUAUAAAUUGAACAAAUGUUUGUGAUCUCGAGAUGCUGUGUUAAAGAAAACUUUUAAAAUUCUUAUAUAUUUGUAGCAAAGUUAUCUUAAAGAGGAAUUAUGUUGUAAUUUAGUGACUUUUGAACUUGAGAUAUAAAAGAAGUCUAUCUGUAAAAAUUGUUAUAGUUGCAAUACAGAGUAUAUUUCCAUUCAAAUGAUACCAUAACUUAAUAAAUAUUGUAUUUUAGAUAUAUUCGCUAAUAAAAUUCAGAAUUCUC
This is a messenger RNA of Octodon degus (degu), 1449 nucleotides long. RefSeq names its product carbonic anhydrase 2 (gene Ca2). The transcript is spliced from 7 exons. NCBI's taxonomy places the organism in Eukaryota, Metazoa, Chordata, Mammalia, Rodentia, Octodontidae. The coding region runs from base 23 to 805 and encodes 260 amino acids. Gene Ontology annotation, molecular function: carbonate dehydratase activity; zinc ion binding. Gene Ontology annotation, cellular component: cytoplasm. The record is from RefSeq and is a predicted model, not a curated record.